GUUAGCAUGUAGCCGCUAACACAUUCCACCGGCCGCCAUGAAAACACGUAGACUUUAAACGGAGCCGCGGAGGAGUCAUGUCGCUCCGGGACGUGGCGGCGGGAUGUAAACUGUUCACUGCGCUGCUUCUGAUUCUGGGUCCCCCUGCUGAAGACAGACACACUGGUUGUGCUCAUGCCGUGGAGCAGCAGGAGCUCGCUGCACGCAGAUCUGCUGAACUCGAGGAUGUGGUCUUUGUGAUCCAGAGCCAGAGAAACUCCUACCACGCCCGUCGAGGGGUUCAGAGGAGGGCGGAGAUUCUGCUGCAGGCAGCUGAACUAGGACAGGUGGUUCCGGUUGUUCUUCUUCUUCAUGAGCUGUCGGAGUAUGCAGGGGAUUGGAGUAUCCUCCCUGCGCUUCCUCUUCUCUCUGCCACAUACGGCCAAUCAGCUUCCUGGUUUUUCUUCAUAGAGGAGGAGACCAGAGUCUCACUGGCUGCUCUGCUGCAGGUCCUCCACAGGUAUCAAGUCCACGAGUCACAGGAAUGGUUUCUGGGUAAACGUCUCCAUGACAACGAGGCUUCCAUCAUCCACCAUUAUGCUUUCUCUGAAGACCCCAGUUCCUUUGGUUACCCUGACCCUGCAGCAGGCUGGGCUCUCAGCACCCCCCUGCUCCACAGACUCACUGAGCGGAUCCAACACGGGAAUCUGAAGUCAGACUUUACCAUCGACUUGAAGCAUGAGAUUGCUUUGUAUAUUUGGGAGGAAGGAAAAGGUCCAAAGCUGACAGCAGUUCCAGAGUUUUGCACCGAGCCGAGAGACAACUGCGCUACCACAUUUACGACCUACCUGCCUAACUGUGGAGAUUCAGUCUCGAAGAACGACGUAUUUGUUGCUGUGAAAACUUGCCAGAAGUUCCACAGGGAGCGAGUGCCAGUGGUGAAAGCAACAUGGGAGAGUGACGCUGGGUUUCUGGAGUAUUACAGCGACGUCACUGACGCCUCCAUACCCACCAUCAGCCUGGGAGUGCCCAACACUGAGAGAGGACAUUGUGGGAAGACAUUUGCCAUCUUGACGCGGUUCCUUAGUGACACUGGGCCAAAGGCUGAUUGGCUUCUCAUUGUUGAUGAUGAUACACUCAUCAGUUUACCCAGGUUGCGGCGACUGCUGCGCUGCUAUGAUCCAAAGGAAGCGGUGAGCCUCGGGGAGAGAUACGGCUACAGCCUGAUUAACCACGGAUACAGCUACACCACAGGAGGCGGAGGGAUGGUGCUUAGUAGGCCUGCAGUCUCCAGGCUCGUCUCCAGUGGUUGUAGAUGCUACACUGAUGAUGCUCCUGACGACAUGGUGCUGGGCCGGUGCUUCACUUCCCUCGGUGUCCCCAUCACACACAGUCCACUGUUCCACCAGGCUCGACCGGACGACUACAACCACACGCUGAUCUCCUUGCAGCAGGCCAUCUCCUUCCACAAGCACUGGAACGUAGAUCCCGUGGCCGUCUACAGACACUGGCUGCAGGAAACACACCCACGAGAUGAACUGUAGAAACACUGCACAGUAACAAACUGUACAAACCUAUGUUGCACUGUAGCGUAAAGUUAAUGAUGUGCAAAGUAAAUCAAUAUUUUUUAUAUCAGUAUUAAAUCUAAUGUCUCUGUGCGCCAGGUGGAAUGGGUUGUAAAACAUUAUGGCCCAAGUACGUCUCUCCAGAGGUUUAGCUCAUCAUCAAAUAAACUGCACAUUCACAGCAAACAAUAACUUAACUUAACAGAGUGGAUGCUAAUGUUUCUUUGCCUCUGCUGGAUGUGUCAGGAGAUAAUCGUUUGCUCACAUAUUUGCCAUUAUCUGUGUUUAAGCCAUGGAUAAGUGAAUGGUGGUGUCUUUUAAAACGUUUUGCCGUCGAACAUCCAUUUUAAAAAUGUGUCAUGAAGAUCAGCUCCACAUGGACGAACUUAAUGUUUUAAAGAAUAUGGAGAACUUACUGGUGACAACUGUUUUUUUGUUUUGCUUUUUGGUUCAGCAUCAGUGAGUGUUUGCAUCUGUAAGUCAAUACUGCAGCCACCCUGUUUGUUGCUGGUUUUGUGAGUCUGAGCGUCACUUUACCCCCAAACUGAACGCAUACUGCUCUUCGUCAAUAUUUAAAUGUAAACACCCCCCCACCCCUCCCCCCACCCAUUAUGCAGCAACACGUGUGUAUGAGGCUUUAGAUAUUUACUUUAUUGAAGAGCGAUUAUUUCAAUGUAUUUUUUAUGUUUGACCAGCAUCUUUUUGCUUGCUUACCAGAUCUUUGCAUUUUUCCUUUUUUUUUAUUUCUGUUGGUUUUGUAUCUGUGAAACAAAAAGUUUACCAAGUUGAUAACAACCGAGUGAGUGUUUCUCUGAAGGAGGAUUUUUCAAUAGAACUUAUUAGAAUUUUAUAUUUUUGUGAGGCUGUCUGUCUGUCUGUCUGUCUGUGUGUGUGUGGGUCUGUGUGUGUGUGUGUGUGUGGAUGCGUGUGGACGGGUGUGAGAGUAAUUAUGACCACAGCUGGCGAGCCUGUAUGAAAAUGCCAUUUUACAUCUUUUUUUGAGAAUAUAUAAAUGUCUGUGUGCACUUACUGAAAACCACAUUUUCUAGAAUUAAAUGGGCAGAAAAUAAAACAUUAAUCUACUUGGAUAACAAA
Molecule: messenger RNA, 2639 nt
Organism: Hippoglossus stenolepis (Pacific halibut)
Lineage: Eukaryota; Metazoa; Chordata; Actinopteri; Pleuronectiformes; Pleuronectidae
Gene: b3glctb
Product: beta 3-glucosyltransferase b
Exons: 15
Coding region: 78-1523 (481 amino acids)
Cellular component (GO): membrane
Molecular function (GO): acetylglucosaminyltransferase activity
Source: RefSeq, a predicted model, not a curated record